AUGUUUGCCGGUUAUGCAACAAUGGGCUAUUUCAUGGAUGGAUGUGGGUCAGAGUCUCCGGAGUUGACCCUUCCAACGGAGUACCUCCCCAAGAAGCCAACCCACGACAACAACAACCCUGAUGCCCCUAGGUUCGAGGAUUUCCUUAUCAUGGCUGAAGGCUCCGAAUUGGAGGGUCCUAUCCCGAGAAUUGUGGUGCCCAAGAAUGGACAUGGGGCCUUCAACCUGGACCACUUCGCUGUUUGUCUCAUGUCGGUCGAUUCGCAGAACCAGACUGGGUGGGGGGAUGCUCAAGUCUUCAUGUCCCAAUCUAAAUAUGGACUCUUCGCAUUUGAAAAGAUAAAAGAAUCGGUGGGGCUUGCUUGUGCUUGGGAGGACGACGCUGAUGAUAACAUCUCCAGAUCCAACAAUGAUAAUGAUUGUGAGGCUGGUGUUGAGGAUAGUGAUGAUGAUAAACUUCGCAAUCACCAUCAGCAGCAGCUGCCACAGCAGCAGCUGGAGGAUGUUGAAGACCCUGAAGAUGAAAAGAGAGAUGAGAAAAGAAGUGAUAGCACUGAUGAUAAGUUGCAUAAGAACAGUGGUGAUGAUGAUGCAAGGAAGUCUUCGCCGUCAUCAUCGGCAUCGAUGAUGAAAAUCUCAUCCAACGAUAAUGCAUGUAGCACUGAUGGUGCUUUGGCAGCAGUAACAACAUCAUCAGCAGCAACAACAACAACAACAUCAACAACAACAACAACGUCUACGCCAUCGGCUGCAACGAAAAUAAAAGAAAUCGAUGUUGCCAUAUCAGAAGUCAGAAACAUCUUGGGAUUGUUGAAUGAUUUGUUGGAAGAGAACCAGAUGCAAGUGAAGGAGUAUUGUGAGGUGAAGAGUUCAACAGUUGUGAAGGAGACCCCACUGGACAGUGUGAACUUUGACCUCACCCGAUUCCUUUCCGGGUCAGUUGAGAGUAGGCAUCAGUCUGAAAUAUGUGAGGUUUUAAUUUUGUUUGAUACUAAUGACCGUAAUAAUGGAUAUUUUGACUAUGGGAUGGAAAACUGCUUGUGCUUAUGUGCUGCGCUGGGACAAUUUUUGCUCGUAUAA
This is a messenger RNA of Helobdella robusta, 1080 nucleotides long. RefSeq lists its product as hypothetical. The record is from RefSeq and is a predicted model, not a curated record. Lineage: Eukaryota; Metazoa; Annelida; Clitellata; Rhynchobdellida; Glossiphoniidae. Bases 1 to 1080 code for a protein of 359 amino acids. The transcript has 6 exons.